Fragaria vesca subsp. vesca is the source of this 1128-nucleotide messenger RNA. RefSeq lists its product as uncharacterized. NCBI's taxonomy places the organism in Eukaryota, Viridiplantae, Streptophyta, Magnoliopsida, Rosales, Rosaceae. The record is from RefSeq and is a predicted model, not a curated record. The coding region runs from base 17 to 982 and encodes 321 amino acids. The transcript has 5 exons.
GAAAAUUUUAAUUUUGAUGGAAAAAGAAAAAGCCCUCGUCUCCACAACGAUUGCUUUGACCAAAUUGGAUUUGAAUCCCAGAUCACACCGCAUAGUUCAAAACCCUCAAUCUCAAACCUCAAGAACACAGCUUGGAAGGCCAAAAUCAGCUCCCACUUUACUCAAUUUGUGUCUUGGAGUUGUUGGUAGUCACUUGGAGGAUCUUAUCCCCCAUUUGGCUGACAUUGCACUUGACUUUCCAUCAGAAAUUAAGAGGGUGCUGGUGGCGAUUGCGAGAAGAAGGAAGUUACUUAAGGAUGAUGUUAUUAUAGCAUUAGCUGAUGAGAGCUGGGAUGUUCUUGACCUCUCUGCAUCAGAUGUUUCGGAUUUGGGUUUAGCAAAAGUGGCUGAGAUUUGUGGAUCUCUUCGAGCUGUUGAUAUUAGAGGGAGCCGGAAUAGUGAUCGCACUGCACGCAGGUGCUUAGAUGUAUUUAAGCCAGAGUUGAACAAUUUAGAGGGAGAUUCCUGGGAAGAACUGAAGACUGAAGAACUUGGUAAUGUUGCAGAUACGUUACGGUGGCUUGUGUGGCCACAGAUUGAUAAAGAUUCCUUGGAAAGAUAUUCCACUGAAUGCCCACAGAUUAUUGUAAAUCCAAAGCCAUCCCCCUUUGGAUUCAGUGGAACCCAAGUUCCAUGGGAAGCAUUACCAGAUAUCCAGUUGGAUAAUUCUGUGGUCAAGGAUAUUGAUCCGAAGACAUGGGUGACAUGGGGUUUUAUACCGAGGGCAAUGCCUCCAUCUCCUUUAAUCGCAGACCCCAAGGAAUUGUCUUUGGCUGAGAAGUUCAGACUUGCAUUUGAAGAAAGGGAUACCCGGUAUGCUCUAAAGCGUGCCAAAAAUGCAAGGCAACAUCAACGACGUGCAGCAAGGGAGAGGAUGAUGAUGGAUAUAGAAAGAAAAGCAUUAGCACUAGCGUCCCAAGCGAGCAGAUCUUUACAUGGUUAAAACUUACAAAUUUUGUUUGUUUGAAUCACACAAUUGUGUACCCAUUAUUCAUAACUGUAGAAGAAAAAAGAUAAAUUGUACAGAAACUGUACACUUGAUUUCACUGAGAAGUGUCAAUUUUGCUGCCUAAUGAUAAUAUCUUGAAC